Molecule: messenger RNA, 586 nt
Organism: Effrenium voratum
Lineage: Eukaryota; Dinophyceae; Suessiales; Symbiodiniaceae
Source: the annotation of a GenBank genome assembly
UCAAAGGAUACAAUAGCCAUGUAAUGAUCUCAGCCGUACUCGAAUGGAUACAUGCUGAGCUCAACGACCAGGAAUGGCAUCUCCCAAGAGUUCCCCUUCAUCUCCUAGCAGGCGUAAACCGGGUGCCAACGGUGCCAAGUCGCCAGUUCGGAAGAAUCAAGGUCCAAAGCAGACCCUCACCGCUGCCACUGAGCUGAUACCGGAAGGGGAUGACAGAUGGGCUCCACCGGCAUGGGUACAAACAGUGCUGCUAGCCCACAACGAAAAGCGGGCUGCGCAUUGGACGCCACCCUUGGUGUGGAGUCAAGAGUGCUACGAGCACGCCAGGAUGCAAGCACAGGCAUGUGAAGCAGCUGAGCGGCGUUUGACCAAGAACUUCAUCGAGAGUUUGAGUGGUCGACACGGGCAGAACUUGCUUGGGCCUUCAAGGACGGCGCCAUGGAUAUGCCCAAAAAAUAUGAGCAAGCCAAUAUUUCAUAUCCCGCCCUUAUCCCACCUUCAAAUGCUUUCUGAAAGUGUGACAAAGGAUCCAGGGAGUGAGGAAGGGUUUGACUGUCUCGUGGUCUUCAAAGUGCACGCCUGUUGA